Molecule: messenger RNA, 2538 nt
Organism: Cydia amplana
Lineage: Eukaryota; Metazoa; Arthropoda; Insecta; Lepidoptera; Tortricidae
Product: solute carrier family 22 member 1-like
Exons: 4
Coding region: 1-2538 (845 amino acids)
Biological process (GO): transmembrane transport; DNA integration
Cellular component (GO): membrane
Molecular function (GO): nucleic acid binding; transmembrane transporter activity
Source: RefSeq, a predicted model, not a curated record
AUGUUGAAGUUAAGAUCAGAUAACGGAGGAGAGUAUAUUUCUAAAGAAUUUCAGAACUUUUGUUACAGUAAGGGGAUACAGAUGCAGUAUACAGUCCCGUAUAACCCAGAAAUGAACGGAGUUUCGGAACGUAUGAACCGGACCUUAAUGGAAAAAGCUAAGACUAUUUUAAUUGACUCACAACUUAGGAAGGAGUUUUGGGGCCAUGCAGUAUUAUUUUCAGCGUACGUCACAAAUAGGAGCCCGACUGAAGGGAAACAGAAAACGCCAGCAGAGCUAUGGGAAGGUAGGAAACCAAAUGUAUCUAAUAUGCGAGUGUUCGGAUGUACAGCGUACAAUCAUGUACCUAAAGAAUUAAGACAUAAACUGGACAACUCCGGUAAAAAACUGAUUUUCAUUGGAUAUUAUACCACCGGAUAUAAACUUUACGAUCCUGAAACAAAGAAAAUUAUAUUGGCACGGAACGUGAUCUUUGAUGAGACAAAACCAGAUUGUGACAAAUAUACAAAAUAUGUACUGGACAAGACAGAAGAGACAGAGAAGGAAGUGAGUAAAGAUGAACAAGAAAUUGAAAAGGUAACCGAAGAAGAAAAUGAACUUACAAAUAAUGAGGAAAAGAAAAUAGAGAAGAUAAAGAACAAAGAAAAUGAAGAGAGUAAAAAUCAAGAUGACAAAAACCAGAUGAAGACUGUAACAGAGAAGACAGAAAGCUCAGAAAGAGGGAGAGCAAGGAGAGAAGUAAGAAAACCAGUAUGGCAACGGGAUUACGAAAUGGACCUGGACAAGGAUGAUUCAGCAUUAUAUGCAUUACUAACAGGUUAUCAGGAUGCUCCUACAAAUUAUGAUGACAUUAAAGGAAGAAGAGAUGAAAAUGAAUGGAAAAAGGCAAUCAAUGAAGAAUUAAAGACUUUAAAAGAAAAUGAAACAUGGAAAUUUGUACCUGUACCAAAGAAUGAAAAAUUACUGGAUAGCAGAUGGGUCCUUACAAAGAAGAAUAUAGGAAAAGAAGAAAUAUGUAAAGCAAGAUUAGUUGUGAAAGUGAUAAAUCCAGUAGAGGUAUAUUGUAAGAAAUUUACACGUUACCACGUUUACUUUAUAAGUAUUUUUUUCGUUACCAAAUUGAUGUCUGUGUGGCAUACCCUUAACAUAAUUUUUCUGUCGCCACCAAUGAAGUAUACUUGUAGCGGCGAUGAAACGGCAAAAGAAAACGCGUGUCCCUGUAAUAAUCCAGUCUGGGAUCACAGCAUGUUCACGAAAACAGUGCAGACGAAAUUUGGGAUUAUAUGCGACAAAAAAUGGCUCAUUAGUUUAAGUGAAAGCAUUUCUUUCUUCGGUUUGCUAGUAGGAGCCUUAGUUUUUGGAGUUUUGUCUGACAGAUAUGGACGCCUAAUGAUAUAUGCCGUAUGCCAGUUAAUUAUCAGCUUGGCAGGUUGUUUAGUGACCGUCACACCCACGUUAUUGCUUUUCUGCUUUGCGAGAUUCUUCGAAGGCGCCGGCACCGGCGGAGCAAUCGUCACCGGCUACGUACUGUGCGUGGAGUUCUGUGGAACUGACUACCGCCCGGCCGUAUCUACAUUCAUUCACAUGGCCUCCAACUUGGGACUCAUCGUUCUGGCUGGCAUAUCUUACCUCUUAAGGGAUUGCGAUCAAUUCCAGCUAGCGAUCUCUGUGCCUGUCAUGUUCUGUGCCAUCAUAAAAUUCUUGGUCUUGGAGUCGCCGAAAUGGUUAAUGGACAAAAACAAGAAAGAGGAGGCGAUUAAAGUCAUGGAGAAGUUCUGUCGCUUCAAUAAAACACCCUACGAUACGGUCAGAGCUGAGAUUGAAACCUACCUUUCAUCGCAAAGUGACAUAAAAACAGAGAACAUUAAAUUUUACCACAUCUUUAAAUAUAGAAAACACACUAAGAAUUUUUCUGUUAUGGCGUAUCUAUAUUUCGUUUGUGGCAUGUGCUACUACGGAGUUUCACAGUUCAUAGGAAAAAUGAGCCCACAAGUUCAUACAAAUACAGUGAUCAAUGGGGCCUUACUAAUGUUUGGAACCAUUAUUGGCAUGUUUAUAGUAAAUAGGGUCGGGAGGAGACCAUUCCUUAGAACAACAAUGUUUCUAUCUGGUGUGUUUAUGUUAAUCGUAAUUUGUGUGCCGGUGACUUUCAAUCCUUCUUGGGUAAGAACAAUGUUUGCCGGUUUAUCUAGUUCUUGCUAUUAUAUGUCUUUUAUUGUUAUUUUUCUUUACGGCGUAGAAUUAUUUCCUACAAAUAUACGUAGUUCUACGUUAGGUGUUUUAUCACUUGUGUCCAGAAUUGGGCAGGUUAUAGGUCCUCAAAUAAAUGCUUUAUCGAAUACUGCAGCAGCUUGUACAUUUGGGAUUUCGGCUCUUAUUGGAGCUCUUGUAACUUUUUUGUUACCUGAGACAAAAGGAAUCGCACUACCUUCUAGCUUAGAAGAUAGUAAUCAUGUUAGAUUUCUCGAUCGAACUAGCGCUAUUUCGACAGCUGACGACACGCAACCACCUAAGUCAUCGUCAACAGUCAAAACCUAG